GGCACAAUAGCUAAUGCUAACCGUCAACCGACCGACGAUCCUUCUAGUCGAACGAAAAAGAGCUCACGACCACCUGCGGCAGAAGGGCAUCCACAUCAAAAUCAACUUGAAGCCAGCGAUAGAGAUAGUACCACGAAGACCACUGGCCAACCAGAAGCCGUGGCAGAUGGAAUUACGAAGAUACAAGAGGACAAUUCUGUAGUAGGUCGUGUUGGCGAAGAUGUUCCGGAAAAACUUGUGGUUGUUCGAGACCCGACCACUGGCAUCGAGCAGGUUCGCAAGCAUGACUGGCCUGGCGAAACCGGCGUGGUCUCUUCGCCGCGACAGUACUUUCACGUCGAC
Messenger RNA from Amoebophrya sp. A25, 342 nucleotides. NCBI's taxonomy places the organism in Eukaryota, Dinophyceae, Syndiniales, Amoebophryaceae. The record is from the annotation of a GenBank genome assembly.